AUGGACUCGCGCUGCCCCCACCUGCUCCUGCUCCUCCCCCUCCUCCUCCCGCCGUCGUCGGGGGUGGCGACGGCGGCGGGGGUCAUCCGGCUGCCGACGGGCGGGAGAGCGGGGGCCGUGGCCUGCGCGGCGCCGGACCCCGCCGUGUACGACCGCCCCGUCAUCGGCAUCGUCUCGCACCCGGGGGACGGCGCGGGCGGCAGGAUCAGCAACACCACCGCGACCUCCUACAUCAGCGCCUCCUACGUCAAGUUCGUCGAGGCAGCCGGCGCGCGCGUCAUCCCGCUCAUCUACAACGAGCCCGAGGAGCGCCUCCUCGAGAAACUGAGUUUGCUGAAUGGAGUGCUGUUCACUGGUGGAUCAGAGAAGCAAGGUGUAUAUUUUGAGACGAUAAAAAAAAUAUUUCAGUAUGUUUUGGACAAGAAUGACGCAGGUGAACCAUUUCCUUUGUUUGCCCAAUGUCUUGGCUUUCAGCUUGUAAGUAUGAUUGUCAGCAAGGACAAUAAUAUCUUGGAGACGUUUGAUGCCCAGAAUCAAGCAUCCACUCUUCAGUUUCCCAGCUAUGCUUUGGAGGGCUCAGUGUUUCAAAGGUUUGACCCUGACCUCAUCAAGAAAGUCAGCACCAGCUGUCUUGUCAUGCAAAAUCAUAGAUAUGGUAUAUCACCAAAGCGAUAUCGAGAGAAUGGUGCACUAUCAAGUUUCUUCAAAAUCUUGACUACGUCGCCUGAUGAAAACGGCAAGGUCUAUGUCUCAACUGUACAAGCCAAUAACUAUCCAAUCACUUGCACGCAAUGGCAUCCUGAGAAAGCCAUUUUCGAGUGGAGGAAACCAAUGAUUCCACACAGCGAAGAUGCAGUACAGGUUACUCAACAUUUUGCCAAUCAUUUUAUCAGCAUAUGCAAGAAAGGACCUUGCUUUAAUGAAACUUGCAAGAGCGAUGAAAGAAAAAUGGAGUUCAUGCUUACCUCACCCUUCUCUGUGUCGUGA
Molecule: messenger RNA, 987 nt
Organism: Miscanthus lutarioriparius
Lineage: Eukaryota; Viridiplantae; Streptophyta; Magnoliopsida; Poales; Poaceae
Source: the annotation of a GenBank genome assembly